Messenger RNA from Fonsecaea erecta, 795 nucleotides. RefSeq lists its product as hypothetical. The record is from RefSeq and is a predicted model, not a curated record. Bases 1 to 795 code for a protein of 264 amino acids. NCBI's taxonomy places the organism in Eukaryota, Fungi, Ascomycota, Eurotiomycetes, Chaetothyriales, Herpotrichiellaceae. The transcript is spliced from 2 exons. Gene Ontology annotation, molecular function: metal ion binding.
AUGACCACCAGCUCCACGACGCAGCCAUUCGCAAUCCCCGACUACAUGAGCCAACAACCGUCUCCAGCUAGUUCGGGCUCGCCCACAUCCCCUCGCAUGCACGAUUACAUUCAACAGCAUGCGCCCAACCCCUACAAGCAGCUCCGGCCGCUCAAGUCUCCCCUCUACGUUCCUGCGGCCCUGCGGCCAACCGAGCACUUCGGAAACCCUUCUCCUAUGACCCCACCGAAGAGUCUGCAUGGCUCGUUGGACAGUCUGCAAGAAGACGAAGGUCAGACCGUGAGUCCGGACCAUCAAGACGAGCUGGGUCUGGAAGCCUUCGACCCUGAUUGGGUUCAGGAGGAGGCUUUGGGUGAAGUGACGGGCCCGCCAACCCGAGAACACUGGAAGCCCGACGAAGCUUCACCAACUUGUGACUCGCCACAAUGUCGAUCCUCGUUCAGUCUGUUUCUUCGGAAACACCACUGUCGCCACUGUGGUCAUAUCUUCUGCUCCUCUCACACGCCCUUUACGAUUCCUCUCGACCAGUCUGCCCAGUUCCACCCUGACGGCAUCCCCUCGAGAGCAUGCGAAGUAUGCCAUCGGCAGUAUCAACGCUGGGACACGGCCAGGUCCAUCCGCCGCAAAAACAGCCAGAACAGCAAGGAUGAUGGCAGCAACGGCAGCGGCCCUCCAACGCCUCUCGCGGGACCGACGGGCCACCGAAGGAUGAUUUCCAACGGCCUUCGUACGGGCAAACCGGUCGAGGAUGUCGCUAACAGCGUGCCCAAAGAUUGGGCGUGGAGCACUUUCUGA